Penicillium angulare is the source of this 1065-nucleotide messenger RNA. RefSeq lists its product as uncharacterized. The record is from RefSeq and is a predicted model, not a curated record. Bases 1 to 1065 code for a protein of 354 amino acids. The transcript has a single exon. NCBI's taxonomy places the organism in Eukaryota, Fungi, Ascomycota, Eurotiomycetes, Eurotiales, Aspergillaceae.
AUGAAUCGGAUUUACAUUAUUCCAUCGGAUUGGCUCGCCCACCUGCCUCAGUGGGCUCAGGAGCUUCUCCGUUCACCUCUUUUCUACGGCACUACUAUUUGUAUCGCUCUUGGAACAUCCCCUCUUUGGGCCCCAGGGCUCCGAAAUCUUCCUCCUUUCAGAAGCUUCCGCAUUUGGACCUUCGGGGGGCUUAGACUCCCUCGUCCAUUGACUCUGGUGGUUUUUCUGCCUUUCGGUCGUAGACCUCUUGAGCCACACGUGGUAGUCCCAGCUCCUUUACCAGUCUUUGGUCCCGAAGAAGACCCUUUGGCGCAUAUCCCUGAUAUGGAGGAUGAUGGCGGUCCUGAGUCCCCAAUUGAUCGGACAGUUGAACAGAGUGGCUAUUUCAUUAUGGACCCUCUAGCAAUUGCUCAUGUUAACUCUACCUAUGGCAAUGACUUUUCCCAGGUGCCACUCAUUAGACUUACUGCCGAAGAUUAUCCCAUCAAUCCUUGGAUUUGGCAUGGUUACCAGUCUCCAGAAGAGGAGGCAACAGAGGAUGACGACUCUGAGUACUAUAAUCCUUUACCGGGUGGUAGUUUUCUACGCUUCAGCGGCUUUGCUCGUGCCUGGCUAUCCCAAUGGUUUGGUGCCCAGGCCGCUGUUGAUCGGAAUCAGAGAAACGCUACUCUGGCUCGAAUCUCCGAGAUUGGUAUCACAGGGAUUUUUGUAGAAGCACCUAAUGAGGUCGUUCAAGGUAAUGCAGAGGAUCCUUCUACUCAGAAUCCCAUCGAACGUGAACGUUCUCUAUCGUCGGUUAACUCGGAUUUAGAUAGCAGUGCUAUCAGUGAACGGCUUCUUGUGUCUACAUUCGCUAGACAUCUUUCGCAGUACGCGUCUCCGGAAGAUGAUCAUGAGAGUGAGAACGAGUCUAACAGCCCAAUCGCUGCGCAGCCUGCGCCUGUUUCGGCUCCCGACACCCAAGAAACGCGCACAGAAGUUGGGGAAAUUUCGUUUAUCGAGAAUUACUUUGCAAACAUCCGCGGCGACGCCCCUCACGACCGCGAUGGACCCUUUGACAACUAG